Molecule: messenger RNA, 1938 nt
Organism: Pyrus x bretschneideri (Chinese white pear)
Lineage: Eukaryota; Viridiplantae; Streptophyta; Magnoliopsida; Rosales; Rosaceae
Product: probable polygalacturonase At1g80170
Exons: 10
Coding region: 145-1470 (441 amino acids)
Biological process (GO): carbohydrate metabolic process
Molecular function (GO): polygalacturonase activity
Source: RefSeq, a predicted model, not a curated record
CACUGAUUUAAGAGUAAAGCAAACAACAAAGAUUUUCCCUUGCUUUAAGUGUGGGCUUGUAGAAAAUGUAACAUCUUCAUCUACUUUCAAGCCAAGCCAUGUUAAACCUGAGAGCCCUUUGGAUUUCUUAAACUAAUCUGAAACAUGGUGUGUGACAAUAUGAGCAUGCUUCAUGAGCUUGAAAGCUUUAACAUAGAGGAAGACAAUGAGCUGAAUGUUUUCGACAUCCCGACAUGGAAAAGUGAACGUGGUAGCAAGACUCUUGUUAACGUGGAUAGCUUCGGCGCAGCUGGAGAUGGAGUUUCUGAUGAUACUCAGGCUUUCCAGAAAGCCUGGGGUAUUGCUUGCAAUACAACAAAUGCAGUUUUCUUGGUACCCCAAGGACGCCAUUAUCUAGUGAAUGCUACAAAAUUUCAAGGGCCAUGCACGGAUAACUUGAUCAUCCAGAUUGAAGGAACUAUAGUAGCACCAGAUGAGCCUAGUAACUGGGAUCCGAAUUUUCCACGAACAUGGCUUGAUUUCACUAAACUGAAUGGAGUCCUUUUCCAAGGGCAUGGCGUUAUUGAUGGCUCAGGCAGUAAAUGGUGGGCCGCAUCCUGCAAAACGAACAAGACAAAUCCUUGCAGAGGGGCACCAACUGCAUUUACUAUUGAUAAAAGCUCAGCUAUAAAGGUAAAAGGCAUCACCAUCAAGAACGCCCAACAGAUGAAUUUUGUCAUCUCUCAGUGUGACGCGGUGCGAGUUAAUGCAGUACAAGUCUCGGCUCCAGGAGACAGUCCCAACACUGAUGGAAUCCAUAUCACAGCGUCUACUAAUGUGAUUCUCCAAGACUGCAAAAUUGGAACAGGUGAUGAUUGCGUCUCAAUUGUCAAUGGUACCUCUGGAAUUAAGAUGAAAAGAAUCUUUUGCGGACCAGGACAUGGAAUCAGCAUCGGAAGUCUUGGGAAGGAUAACUCCACUGCCAUGGUCACAAAAGUGGUCUUGGAUACGGCAUACCUCAGGGAGACGACCAAUGGCCUCAGGAUUAAGACUUGGCAGGGCGGUUCUGGUUAUGUUCGUGGAGUCCGUUUCCAGAAUGUGAAGAUGGAAAAUGUAUCAAACCCGAUAAUCAUAGAUCAGUUUUACUGUGAUUCCCCCAAAACUUGUCAAAAUCUGACAUCAGCGGUGCAAAUAACCCAAGUCAUGUACAAGAACAUUUAUGGAACCACAAAGAGUGCGAAGGCCAUGAAAUUUGCCUGCAGUGACACAGUUCCAUGCAGGAACAUAGUUCUGACUGACGUCAACUUAGAGAAGGAGGAUGGCCAAGUGGAAACAUACUGCAACUCUGCGCAAGGCUUCGGGUAUGGCAUUGUGCAUCCUUCUGCAGAAUGUCUGAAUUCCCAUGACAAAGACUCCACGAUCAACGGUCAGACAUCUGAAUCUGAGCUUGCAGAUCUGACUACAGCGGAUAUUGUGCACACUGAGCUAUGAUUUGGUUCCCUAUAUGCACAUAACUAAAUAACUGUUUGAUAGUAUACUGAACAGGGUAAUGAGCCUGUAGAGUGCUCUCUAGUAAUGUAAAGGAUUAUUGGAGGGGGAAGGGGAUCCUCUCCGGAUCCCUUCCUCCUAAUCCACCAAGUCCGGGGAUCCGGACCAUUGAAAUUUGAUCAAACGGCUGUAAACAAGGGCAUACUUUAAAAGUUACAAUAACUUUAGCCAUUGGAUUAAAUUUCAAUGGUCCGGAUCCCCGAACUUGGUGGAUUAGGAGGAAAGGAUCCGGAGGAUCCCUUUCCAUUGGAGGGAGGUUUAAGGGGCAGUUGCGCAGAAUAUUAUUAUAUAGAAUUAUAGUUAUGAAAUUGAUCACUCUUUUGUUAAGGAUACUGACGCAUUGAAAAAACCGCACUUCCACUCUUUAUUUUUCGACUUUGAUUUCAUUUAUUGACAUGAUUGAUCAUUUGA